UUUUGCACAUUGAACAUGUCCAGUCUCCUGUCAGCAACAAUCCGAAACAACCACUGAGGGGAGGGAAUCUAAAUAAAACCCGUCUUCCACCGCUGGAGCCCAACUUCACAACAACAUCCUCUUCACAGGUUCUCCUGGCGAGACUGUGUGUGUCUGAUUGGGACCUGGUGUGUGUCAGGGGGCUAUGGUGAGGCGAUGUGCACUGGCUGGUGUGAGGAGAGAUGUGCCGGCGUCGGUGGGGAAAGAGGGCGAGGUAAAGGAGUGGAUCUUCAGUCAUGGCUGUGCACCUUGCUGUUGUUCUCGGCUCUGUGGGACCCCGUGUGCCCCCAGUGUCCGGACAGUUGCCACUGCGCCUGGGACACGGCCACGGUGCUGUGCUCAGAUGCUGGGCUGCGGGAGAUUCCCGAGGGCAUCCCGCCAGACACCGUGUCCCUCCACCUGGAGCGCAACUACAUCCGGAGCAUCCCCGAGAGUGCCUUCAUGGAUCUGGUCCACCUGCAGGACCUGUACCUGUCCCACAACCGCAUUGACUCGCUCUCCUCGGGGGCGCUGCGGCAUCUGGGCCCCGAGCUGCGCCUGUUGGACCUCUCUCAUAACCUGCUGAAGCAGGCCAGCAGGGAUGAGUUUGGCUCCACACGCGCCAAGACGCGCCUCUACCACAACCCCUGGCACUGUGACUGCGCCCUGCAGGAGCUGAUGGAGACCCUGAACCUGGAGCCGGAGACGGUGAACGGGAUCGUGUGUGAGAGCUCGGUGCGCGGGGCAGGCGAGGGGAGCAGGUGGGAGGACCCCUCAGCUCAGGGGGAGCACGCGGGUCAACCCCUGGUCAAACUGCUGGACUCUGGGGUGAAUUUCUGUAGCCUGCAGCGGAAGACCACCGACGUGGCCAUGUUGGUGACAAUGUUUGUUUGGUUCUUCAUGGUAAUCGUGUACGUGGUGUACUAUGUGAGGCAGAACCAAGCCGAGGCCCGGAGGCAUUUGGAGUACCUGAAGAGUUUACCCAGUCCACGCAAGACCCCCAUGGAGACAGACACUCUUAGCACUGGCUUCUGAAGAAACCAGUGCCAUUUACUGUAUACGAAGAGUGACUGAAAAACCUCAUAAUGCUGUAUUUGGAUGGAGCUACUGUAGACCAGACUGUAGAACAUGGUUACAAUGGGACAUGACCUCUUUACAACUGUGUCUUGUGAUUGCAGUAUUUAUUUAUUUUUUUUGGUAACUACUGUGCCCACUAUGUGUUUUUUUAUUUUUCAAAUCCUGAUGUAUGUUUUCUUAAUUGCAUCAAUUGUAAGUGAAUAUUUAUUUUCUCCUGUUCUACCAAGCUGAAUGACAUUUAAAAUAGUGAAAUGAAAUAGGGACAGUGGAAGCAAAUUGAAAUAAGAUAGAAAAGCGGAAAAGAAGGAAAAGAAAGCCAAUAUUAUUACCUUCCAUCUCUCCCCUUUGAAUACUCCCUUCCUGUGCUCUCACCAUGAUGGUCCAUGCUGUGUCCUUUUAUCUUCCAUUAGGCUCUAGUUAGGCUGGUCUGACCAACUGGCCCAUAAUGAGCACUCGAAAGGCACUAAUCAGUCUGAGUGUGUUUAUCAGGUCAAAAGGGAGAGUGUGCACCCUGGUGUUUGGGUGUCUAUUUAAUUGCCUGCAUGUGUGUGAGAUUGUGUGCGCUCACAUGCGUACCUAUGUGUGUGUGUGUGUGUGGUUAGUGCCUUUGUGGUGUUUUUGUGCAUCGUGUGGUCAUUUCCUUUUUGCUUUUUCCAUGCUAUAUAAGCGUUUCCCAUUACAAGGUCACUGAGCCACUCAUGCCUGUGUCAGUCGAGAACUGCUGAUCUAAAUUUACUCUCAGGAAGCAGCGAGAGCUGGAGGUGAAGUAUUUUGCCUCUGAGCUGCAGCAAUCAGCUCUAAAAUAUCUGGACAGCUUAGUGUACAUACAGCUGUCUCUGCUAUUGAGAAAUUUCAGCCAGAUUUAGAAAUUGGUUCAAUUAUUAAGAUGCUCAUUGUUAGAAAUUAAAUUAAUACAGCUCCUUUUCCUGAGAAAGGCUCUGUUAUCUUAGAUUUUAAUUAAUCUCUUCUUACUCACAGUGCUUUUUCAGACCUCUCUACACUGACUGCUGUGUACAAAUUGUUCUGUUUUUCUCUAUUUCCCGCAUAGACUGUCUUGUAAUUGAUUCUUUCUCAAGCCACUGUGAAAACAAGCAAAACACUUUGAUAAUAAAUGUUUUUUUUUUUUUUUCAGUCAGUGAAUUUAAAGCCAGUAAUGUUAAGUCUCUUUUAAUGGCAUUACUGAUGAGCAACAUGUAUAUAAACUGAACAUCCAGCUCAGUGUUUGACGUAAAUGGAACAAAACUGACUGGAUUUACAGCCACUUUUUUUUUUUUUUUUUCUAAUUUGACUUCAGUUCAUUGUAAUCACAUUUACUUCAAUGCCUUUGGAGCGGCACUUCACUGCGUAUUGCGUGUUCCUCAUUCUUCACUGCUACCAAUAGAGGUUCUAAAUUGCCUCUCUCAAUUUCACAUCUAAUACUGGAUUUUUCAUUUAAUCUGCAUCCAAGAGGUUUUUCCAUGUGUCUGCAGUCUGUCCAAUAAUCGGCUUAUGUGUACAGUUACAGCCUUUGUUAAUGUUCAUGAAUAUAAUAAAACAUCAGUGUAUUCCAUUUUCCUCAUCGGGGAAUUGGGUUGGUAAAGCAGUUAGAGCUAAGUUUAAACUUAGAGUAGGUUGACUUACACUGUAAUGUGCUCCAUGUGGUGUGUGUGUGUGCUUUGUUAUAGUCUACAAAGACUGCGGCUGGCUGAAGACUGUGCUCAGGCUUAAGAUAAUACUGUGAGAACUGAGAAAUGUUGAUGAUAACUGGUCAAACUAUAAACCUAAAUAGGCUGUGGUAUGUUGGGUAUGUUGUAGUUGCAGUAACAAACCAGGGGUCGUUGUUUUGCAGUAAAAAGGUGGGCAAUGUCUUGUGAUUUACUUGUGGAACAAUGUGGGUGUGAGCAUUUCUUAGAUGUUGGCUGUUUGUCAGAAGUCAUAAUUCUAAUGUUGAUAUGCCUGACUUCAGUUUCCCAAAUGCAUCUCUACCAUUAAAAUCAUCUUUGGCCCAUUCAUGUCAAGGUACAUCAAUGCUGUAGAAAACUCCAAACACAAAAACCAAGCAUGUCCUGUGUGUUGUUUUUUGUAUAAUAUAUUUCUUUUUUAUUGGUGAUGUAUUUUUGUCUCAGUGACUUGUUUUUCCUGUCCUGUUUGUAUGCCGAUCAUUAUUCAAACAAGGAUUACAUCAUAGAUUUGGAAAGCAGUACAUUAAAUAAUAAAUGAACUAUCAAA
Molecule: messenger RNA, 3303 nt
Organism: Myripristis murdjan (pinecone soldierfish)
Lineage: Eukaryota; Metazoa; Chordata; Actinopteri; Holocentriformes; Holocentridae
Product: leucine-rich repeat-containing protein 3-like
Exons: 2
Coding region: 196-1053 (285 amino acids)
Cellular component (GO): plasma membrane
Molecular function (GO): protein binding
Source: RefSeq, a predicted model, not a curated record